Coregonus sp. 'balchen' is the source of this 10954-nucleotide messenger RNA. NCBI's taxonomy places the organism in Eukaryota, Metazoa, Chordata, Actinopteri, Salmoniformes, Salmonidae. The record is from the annotation of a GenBank genome assembly.
CGAGUGUCCGUAGUAGCAACCAUGGCACUGUUGUUAGGACUAUUCACAGGACUUUGUUUUACGGUGAUUUGUGUUAUUGUGCGGCUUCUGAUUGUGAUUCGUUGUGGAUCAAAAUGUAAACCGGGAGAGAAAGGUCCCGUCUGCGUGCUUGUCGUUGCUGGAUCAGGUAACGACUUUGUAAAAGUAGUGGCUAGCUAGCCGGCUAAGCUAGCAGCAGGUAGUGAAGCGUCCGAGCCAAUCCUUUGCUUUUUGGGAAUUUAUUCAUCUUGAUCAAUUACUAGGCUUUACUCUUUACUUUACACUCAAGUGGCAUUUCUUGCUGCCUUCAUGCUAGUUAUUAAACUACAGAGUAGUAAUAAAGAAUCGCUUUGUUUAGGUAGCUAGGUAACCUAGCUAUUAGGGCUGACGUCACCAAUAACAAACAUGUGGCCGGGGAAGAUGACCAAAGGAGACCAGCCUAAAGCUAAAUGUAUUUUUUUUAGGCAGUUACAUUAUAAUGCACAGUCAGUGUUUUAUGUCAAAACAUCACAUUUUAACUUUCUUUAUAAACACUAUUGGCUUAUCUGUGAGUAAUUGUAAAUUGCACCUUAAUACGGAUGAUACUGUUUUGUUCUCUAGUGCCCUCUCUGUGAAAGACGCCAUUUGUGAACUGCAGCUUGCUUUACAUUCCAUAGAAAACUCCCCUGUUGACAUUAAAACAAAGUUUAUGUUAUCCAAAUCUCAUAAUAUUGACCCCACUGUCUUGCAUAAUGUAGCCUAUAGGCUAGCUUGAGUGCAGCACCAAUUGAUUGAUACGUUUUAUAUUUUAAAACGCAUAUACAGUACCAGUCAGAAGUUUGGACACACCUACUCAUUCCAGGGUUUUUAUUUUUUUAUUUUUUACAAUUUUCUACAUUGUAGAAUAAUAGUGAAGACAUCAAAGCUAUGAAAUAACACAUGGAAUCAUGAAGUAACCAAAAAAGUGUUGAAACAAAUCAAAAUAUAUUUGAGAUUCUUCAAAUAGCCACCCUUUGCCUUGACAGCUUUGCACACUCUUGGCAUUCUCUCAACCAGCUUCAUGGGCUAGUCACCUGGAAUGCAUUUCAAUUAACAGGUGUGCCUAAUUAAAAGUUAAUUUGUGGAAUUUAUUUCCUUCUUAAUGCGUUUGAGCCAAUCAGUUGUGUUGUGACAAGGUAGGGGUGGUAUACAGAAGAUAGCCCUAUUUGGUAAAAUACAAGUCCAUAUUAUGGCAAGAACUGCUCAAAUAAGCAAAGAGAAAUGACAGUCCAUCAUUACUUUAAGACAUGAAGGUCAGUCAAUCCGGAACAUUUCAAGAACUUUGAAAGUUUCUUCAAGUGUAGUCGCAAAAAUCAUCAAGUGCUAUGAUGAAACUGCCUCUCAUGAGGACCGCCACAGGAAAGGAAGACCCAAAGUUACCUCUGCUGCAGAGGAUAGGUUCUUUAGAGUUAACUGCACCUCAGAUUGCAGCCCAAAUAAAUGCUUCACAGAGUUCAAGUAACAGACACAUCUCAACAUCAACUGUUCAGAGAAGACUGCGUGAAUCAGGCCUUCAUGGUCGAAUUGCUACAAAGAAACCACUACUAAAGGUUUCUUUAGACACCAGACGUGCUUGGGCCAAGAAACACGAGCAAUGGACAUUAGACCGGUUCCAACUGCCGUGUCAUUGUGAGACUCAGAGUAGGUGAACGGAUGAUCUCUGCAUGUGUGGUUCCCACUGUGAAGCGUGGAGGAGGAGGUUUUAUGGUGUGGGGGUGCUUUGCUGGUGACACUGUCUGUGAUUUAUUUAGAAUUCAUGGCACACUUAACCAGCAUGGCUACCACAGCAUUCUGCAGCGAUACGCCAUCCCAUCUGGUUUGUGCUUAGUUGGGACUAUCAUUUGUUUUUCAACAGGACAAUGACCCAAAACACACCUACAGGCUGUGUAAGGGCUAUUUGAUUAAGAACGAGAGUGAUGGAGUGCUGCAUCAGAUGACCUGGCCUCCACAAUCCCCCAACCUCAACCCAAUUGAGAUGGUUUGGGAUGAGUUGGACCACAGAGUGAAGGAAAAGCAGCCAACAAGUGCUCAGCAUAUGAGGGAACUCCUUCAAGACUGUUGGAAAAGCAUUCCUCAUGAAGCUGGUUGAGAGAAUGCCAAGAGUUUGCAAAUCUGUCAUCAAGGCAAAGGGUGGCUCCUUUAAAGAAAUAUAGUUUGAAUUGUUUAUCACUUUUUUGGUUACUACAUGAUUCCAUAUGUGUUUUUUCAUCGUUUUGAUGUCUUCACUAUUAUCCUACAAUGUAGAAAAUUAUUUAAAAAAUAAAGAAAAACCCUUGAAUGAGUAGGCGUGUCCGAACGUUUGACUGGCACUGUAGAUAAACAAACUAAAACACAGAGAAUUAACCUUGGUUUCUUAUUUAGAAUAGUCCUGCUUGACCUUUGACUACAGGAAGAAGAUAGUACAGGUGACACUCAUGCCAGUUCUAAAAUAUGGUGAAAUGAUCUAGCUGUCUCCUCUGAUUUGUGCCAAACUGCUUUUAGUUAUAGGGCUGCUCAGUCCUUCAGGAUCUAUUACAGCUUGACAUCCUGGUUUAAUUAAGACUUUUAAUACAGGACCUGUUCAUUGUGAAAUGUACUUGGAAAAUCUAAGAUUUUUGCUUUGUGUAUAUACUUUGUUUAAGCUGUUUUGGAUUAUUGUAACACAGAGCACCAUUGAAAAGGAGACCCGGGGGAUAAUACUAGUGCUUGCUUCCAUUGACCAUGUAGCCUGCGUUACAUCUAUGCAUUCACUGUGGUUUUUCUUCAGGGGGACAUACCACUGAGAUCCUGCGCCUGAUGGAGAGUCUCUCUCAGUCCUACAGCCCAAGACACUAUAUCAUCGCAGACACGGACAAGAUGAGUGAAGACAAGAUACGCACCUUUGAAAACUCAAAGAAAGACACUGGUUCAAAAGGCCAGGUAGGCAUACAGCCUCUUGCAAAUUAACUAGCGUAGUUCUUGAGUAGCCUAUUGCAGCCACCGUCAUCAGCUUUCCUUUCAAAAUAUGGAAAAACAUGGACACGUGAAAGGUCUAAAGAUGCAUUGUUACCAUUAUUUGAAAUAUGAAUUCCUCUCUGUUGCAAUGAUAUUUUAUGAGUGCAGUUCUAUUCAGAACGUCUAUGUUUGUUAAUUCUCGUUGAGAUGAGAUUCUGAUCUGUAGUGUAAAUCGAGUUCUCAGUGCAAGUCUUAUCCUCACCACCAGAUGGAGCCAACUCCUUUUUUUAUUUUAUUUGGUGUGACAAAACUUCCCGUCACUUACUUGCUUACUUGCCGUUGAGCUAGAUGUGUCUCUGUGUAGUCAGCAUUGCUUAUGAUACCUGUCCUUGCUGUAACGUGUAUCUUUUAGCCUACUUUGUCCUAUCAAUUGGCCCUGUGAGAUUUUAAGCUACCCUUCUCAUUUCAUCACUUCCCUCCCCGUCAAGUUUACCAUCCAGAGGAUCCCUCGUAGCCGUGAGGUGCGUCAGUCCUGGAGUUCCUCUGUGAUCACCACUCUGAACGCCCUGCUCUACGCCAUUCCUCUGGUGUUCAGGCUCAGGCCAGACAUGGUAGGUUGAAUCAUAAUGUAAUAUCUCGUAUAGCCUAAUUAGGCCUGACAUGGUACUUUAGAUCUACAGGACGCUGCUGUACCCUAUCCCAUUGAGUCUCUCUCAGACCAGACAUGGGAGGUUUAUUCGUAAUGGAAUAUAAUCCGUCCAGACAUGGUUGGUUUAGGAUACAGCCCCCCAGUGUGCAACCAUAGCCUGGUCCCAGAUCUGUUUGUGCUGUCUUGCCAACUCCUAUGGUGGAUCGCCAUGCCAAACAAUCACCAUAGGAGUUGGCUAAACAAUAGAUCUGGGACCAGGCUAUGGUACCAUUCUCCCGACUUCAUUUUCAGAUACCUUUGCUACCACAUCGUUAUCAACGUUUGUCUUCCAGGCGUUAAUCUACAAUGUUAAACAUUUCACGGCCUUCAGUCUUCUCACUAGUCAAAGUCCCUCACAGUUUGUGUGUAAAAUGACUUCCCGUUCUGUCAUAUUCAUUACAUGUUCAUGAUUCAUGGGCCUUUCAGUGGUCUGUCUGUGUCUGUGUUUGGAGGAAACCAGUUUCACUCAACUCAGAAACGUAGAUUUGGUUCUUUAUAACUCUCUUAUUGUAGGCCUAGAUAUCAAUUCAUGAGUUCAGUUCUUUAAUAUUUCUUGUCAUUUUGCUAAUGUGAAUAAGGAAUAAUGAAGCAUAAUGCUAUUAAAAUAAUUGAUAGGCUGCAUAUGUCUUCAGUUUAAAAUUGGAGGGAGAGGGAGGGAGAGAUCUUGAAAUUUUUGUUCAUUUAUAUCGGUAAGGUUUUUUUUCGGCUGUUCAGGCACACAAACAUUUUUCUCGAGGCAAGCCGAAGUCGGUAGCUGAAGUCUACGCCAAUUCGUCGGUGAUUGGUCAACAGUAGGGAUUAUUCAAUAAAGUCUUUGUCAUUCAACGAGAGACGACUCAUUUUCAUGCACACGUUUUCAUUGAGAAAUACUGCACCGAACAUCUUAGGUAGAUGUAAAAUUACACGACUAAGAUCUCUUUAGACAAAAAACGUCAACUCAAUAAAUUUAUUCAUUUUAUCUUAAAUUAAUUCAGACUAUUUUGAGGAAGUGUAUACUGGCUACGGCUUCUCAAAAUGGACAAACAGUACUAUUGGCGCUUUUUUUCUUGUUUUUCAAGCGAAGGUGUUUUUAAGGGAGUGUGGAGCACACUCGUUCGGUUCGGGUAGCCAAGCUCGGUUCGGCACCAGCUGAUACUUUAACUCUGCAGCUCCGCUCUGGAAGAGGGAGAGGGGAGACGGAUGGUCAGGUCCCCCCCCUUCUGUCUCUUGGGACAACAGGGAUGCAGAGAGUGAGAGGGAAGAGAGGUAAGAGAGAGAGAGAGAGAGAGAGAAGAGAGAGAGAGAGAGAGAGAGAGAGAGAGAGAGAGAGAGAGGAGCUUCUGUUUGCUAGCAUAGAACUUGGUGACGUAAUGCAUUCCAGAAUAUAUUUAGGCUGUAUACUGACGUAGGUAGUUUUAUCUCAAGACUGCUUUCAGAGAAGGAAAUAUAUUUUCUUAUUUUGGAAGCAGUUCCAAUAGUGGCAACGCUAACAAAAUGGUGACUUCAUCUGGAUACUUUUGAACUUUGCUGGUAGCCCACAAUAAGGUAUUUCUUUUCAGGGUCUUGCUUAUAAUAAAACCCUUUACAUUCAUGAAUAGUAACAGCAUUGUGGGGAGAGACUAUUGAUUUAUUUUAAUUGCGUGUGUGUCACUCAUUCUGAUAUCACUGCUGUUUAAACCUCCAGGCAUCUGUAGGUUGACUGUGGGACCCAAUCGCAGUCGGUCGGUAUUUCGCUGUUCCAUCUGUUCAAACAGAGCCUCGUUGACAUCUCCACGGUAACCCAAACCCUGUCUCCACUCCAGCUGUCAAAAAUAAUAAUAAUGGUAGUCAUGGUAGAAAAGUGACAUUCAGACGUUUACGUCAAGCAGCUGUUUAAACCGCCAAUCUAUCAGUGAGACAGUCUAAUGCAUGUAGUCUGGCUGUCUGGGGGGGGGGGGGGGGGGGGGGGUUCCUGUUCCACUACAGCCCCGUCGAUGAGAAUGGGGACGUGCUCAGUCCUCUUUUUUUUUUUCCUGUAGUCCACAAUCAUCUCCUUUGUCUUGUCUUGGUCACGUUGAGGGAGAGGUUGUUGUCCUGGCACCACACGGCCAGGUCUCUGACCUCCUCCCUAUAGGCUGUCUCAUCGUUGUCGGUGAUCAGGCCUACCACUGUUGUGUCGUUGGCAAACUUAAUGAUGGUGUUGGAGUCGUGUCUGGCCACGCAGUCGUGGGUGAACAGGGAAUACAGGAGGGGACUGAGCACGCACCCCUGAGGGGCCCCCGUGUUGAGGAUCAGUGUGGCAGAUGUGUUGUUACCUACCCUUACCACCUGGGGGCGGCCCGUCAGGAAGUCCGGGAUCCAGUUGCAGAGGGAGGUGUUUAGUCCCAGGGUCCUUAGCUUAGUGAUGAGCUUGGAGGGCACUAUGGUGUUGAAUGCUGAGCUGUAGUCAACGAAUAGCAUUCUCACGUAGGUGUUCCUCUUGUCCAGGUGGGAAAUGGCAGUGUGGAGUGCAAUAGAGAUUGCAUCAUCUGUGGAUCUGUUGGGGCGGUAUGCAAAUUGGAGUGGGUCUAGGGUUUCUGGGAUAAUGGUGUUGAUGUGAGUCAUGACCAGCCUUUCAAAGCACUUCAUGGCUACAGACGUCAGUGCUACGGGUCGGUAGUCAUUUAGGCAGGUUAUCUUGGUGUCCUUGGGCACGGGACUAUGGUGGUCUGCUUGAAACAUGUUGGUAUUACAGACUCAGUCAGUGACAUGUUGAAAAUGUCAGUGAAGACACUUGCCAGUUGGUCAGCACAUGCUCGGAGUACACGUCCUGGUAAUCCAUCUGGCCCUGCGGCCUUGUGAAUAUUGACCUGCUUAAAAGUCUUAACCACAUCGGCUACGGAGAGCGUGAUCACAUAGUCAUCCAGAACAGCUGGUGCUCUCAUGCAUGCAUUCCUACAUGCUGUAUAUCUUGGUAUCUGGCUUUGUGACAAACUCUCAUUUAAAAAACAUGUCACUGAGCUGGUGAAGAAGUUGAAGUUCAAGGUUGGUUUCUGUGGUCCUCUGUAGCUCAAUUGGUAGAGCAUGGCGCUUGUAACGCCAGGGUAGUGGGUUCGAUCCCCGGGACCACCCAUACGUAAAAAUGUAUGCAUACAUGACUAAGUCGCUUUGGAUAAAAGCGUCUGCUAAAUGGCAUAUUAUUAUUAUUAUUAUAUUUUACAGAAACAAAGUAUGUCUGACUUUUGUUAAUAGUAAGGAAAUUGUCCAGGCCACUUUUAUGUCUAUUUUAGAUUCUGGGGAUAUUAUCAAUAUGCAUGCAGCAGCAUCUACAGUUAAACCACUAGAUGCUGUUUUCCAUUGUGCCCUUAGGUUUAUUACUGGAGAUGGUUCUAGAACUCACCAUUGGGCCCUUAGGUUUAUUACUGGAGAUGGUUCUAGAACUCACCAUUGGGCCCUUAGGUUUAUUACUGGUGAUGGUUCUAGAACUCACCACUGGGCCCUUGGGUUUAUUACUGGUGAUGGUUCUAGAACUCACCAUUGUGCCCUUAGGUUUAUUACUGGUGAUGGUUCUAGAACUCACCAUUGGGCCCUUGGGUUUAUUACUGGUGAUGGUUCUAGAACUCACCAUUGGGCCCUUGGGUUUAUUACUGGUGAUGGUUCUAGAACUCACCAUUGGGCCCUUGGGUUUAUUACUGGUGAUGGUUCUAGAACUCACCAUUGGGCCCUUGGGUUUAUUACUCGUGAUGGUUCUAGAACUCACCAUUGGGCCCUUGGGUUUAUUACUCAUGAUGGUUCUAGAAUUCACCAUUGGGCCCUUAGGUUUAUUACUGGUGAUGGUUCUAGAAUUCACCACUGUGUUUUGCAUCAAAAAGUGGGUUGGGCCUCUUUGUAUAUAAGGAGAGAGUAGCAUUCUCUUGUGUUUAUCUCCAAAGCACUCAUGCAGUAACUUCCUAUGUAUCUAUCAUUAAUUCAAUUUAGACUUACAAUUGACCAAACCCGGUCUCAGGCUUGGAUAACACUGGAGGCCCCUUCGGUCUCCACAGAGUUGGCUAAAGCUGCUUUUAGUUUUUCUGUGCCGUUUAUGUGGAACAACUUACAGAGCUCUCUGAAAGGAGAUGUUCUGGACCCCCUGGGUCAGUUCAGAGUAAUGAUCAGAGACCUCUGUGUUGAUAAAUGUCUGUUUUUCUUAUGUUUUGUAAUUGUGUUCGAUGUAUUUAUGCAGGGCUCAUCUGUAAAAGAGACCCUAACCUCAGUAUGACUUCCCUCUAAAAAAAAAUAAAAAAAAUGUUGGUGAGAAGUUGAGGGAGGGGCCUGAGGAAAUUCAAAGGCAGAGCUAUGGAAGCAAGGACUGACCAUCCAUGAUAUCAAAAGUAUAGUUGUAACCAUGUUGAGGCUAUAUCGUGUCUGUUUACAUUUACUGUACAUUACAUUACAAACAGAGUAAAAAAACUAACGUACGUUUUGGGUUCUGAUGGGGUACGACAGUUGAACUAAGCUCAUGAGGCAUUUGUAAGUCAUAUUCUUCAAAAAUCAAUGGGUGUGUGUAUACAUCAUUAUUUUACAAGUCCAAAAAUGGAUGUAGCAACUAAGGAUCCCAGCUUUAAAGAGGUUCUGGUCUUACUUUCACAGAUGUCUCUCUCCACAUUCAACCAUGAACCAUACUGUAUCAGUCGUACUGUAUUAUUCAUCAUGGACCUCGUCACUGCUGCUUGACACUGGCAGUGACCCAAAUGCCACCCUAUUCCCUAUCUAGUGCACUACUUUUGCCCAGGGACCAUAUAGGGAAUAGGGUACCAUUUGGGACACAGACGGUGACCUCGCUGCCGGGAACUUGAGCUGCAAGGAUGUGAAAUAUGUUGACGCCAGGAAGGGUUAUAUAUAUCACACCUGUAUUACCCUUAAUAAGAGAUAUUGGACUUCUACUGCUGCUACUGUAUGCAGAGAAGAUUUAAGAAUUGUAUAACUCAUUUCCUGCAAUUCUACACAUUUUGCCAAAGGGUGGAGGCAAAUGUAACUGAUUAUCAAUGGGCCCCACCCAGGUCGGUAAUUCCACCAUGCUUACUACAAGUUUAGAUAGCUGGCCGCUAGAUUAAUUUACCAAUCUGAAUAAAAAGUUUAUGCAGACCAGUGGAGGCUGCUGAAGGGAGGACGGCUCACAAUAAUGGCUGAAACGGAGCCAAUGGCAUCAAACACAAUGUUUGACGUAUUUGAUACUGUUCCACUAAUUCCGCUCCAGCCUUUACCACGAGCCGGUCCUCCCUAAUUAAGGUCCCACCAACCUCCUGUGACGCAGACAUGGGCUAAUUGAGUGACUGCUGAUGCACAACCACAUUAUCUGUGUAUUCUAGUAUUCUAAUUCUCAGCAGUAAGUUGAGAGCCUGACUGAGUUCCCCCCUGCAGCCCUGUGUCUCCACAGCCGUCUGGCUGUAUAUUCCAUACCCUGCAGCCCUGUGUCUCCACAGCCGUCUGGCUGUAUAUUCCAGACCCUGCAGCCCUGUGUCUCCACAGCCGCCUGGCUGUAUAUUCCAUACCCUGCAGCCCUGUGUCUCCACAGCCGUCUGGCUGUAUAUUCCAUACCCUGCAGCCCUGUGUCUCCACAGCCGUCUGGCUGUAUAUUCCAGACCCUGCAGCCCUGUGUCUCCACAGCCGCCUGGCUGUAUAUUCCAUACCCUGCAGCCCUGUGUCUCCACAGCCGUCUGGCUGUAUAUUCCAGACCCUGCAGCCCUGUGUCUCCACAGCCGUCUGGCUGUAUAUUCCAGACCCUGCAGCCCUGUGUCUCCACAGCCGUCUGGCUGUAUAUUCCAGACCCUGCAGCCCUGUGUCUCCACAGCCGCCUGGCUGUAUAUUCCAUACCCUGCAGCCCUGUGUCUCCACAGCCGUCUGGCUGUAUAUUCCAGACCCUGCAGCCCUGUGUCUCCACAGCCGUCUGGCUGUAUAUUCCAGACCCUGCAGCCCCGUGUCUCCACAGCCGUCUGGCUGUAUAUUCCAGACCCUGCAGCCCUGUGUCUCCACAGCCGUCCGUCUGUCUUCCUGUAAUUCCCCUACUCUCCAAAACCUACAGCCUCACUCUUCCUCUAUCCCUACCCCCUCUUUCCCUCUCUCCUCCUUCCCAGACCAUACUCCUCCUCUCUCCUCUAUCCCUACCCCCCCUCUUCCCCUCCCCCUCUCCCUCCUUCCCAGACCAUACUCUCCUCUCUCCUCUAUCCCUACCCCCUCUCUUUCCCUCCUCCUCCCUUCCCAGACCAUACUCCUCUCUCUCUACCCUACCCCCUCUUCCCUCUCUCCUCCUUCCCAGACCAUACUCCUCUCUCCUCUAUCCCUACCCCCUCUUUCCCUCUCUCCUCCUUCCCAGACCAUACUCCUUCUCUCUCCUCUAUCCCUACCCCCUCUUUCCCUCUCUCCUCCUUCCCAGACCAUACUCCUCUCUCCUCUAUCCCUACCCCCUCUUUCCCUCUCUCCUCCUUCCCAGACCAUACUCCUUCUCUCUCCUCUAUCCCUACCCCCUCUUUCCCUCUCUCCUCCUUCCCAGACCAUACUCCUCUCUCCUCUAUCCCUACCCCCUCUUUCCCUCUCUCCUCCUUCCCAGACCAUACUCCUCCUCUCUCCUCUAUCCCACCAGCCAUGGAGUCUUUAUGAUUCUAUAUCCCCUCCUCUCUUGCAUCUUUGUCAUCUUCUUCAUUUUUAGUGAUUUUGAGGGCUUGUGAGUGGCUCGGAGUGUCACGCUGUAUAAACAUGUGCUUAUCUCGCUCUCUGUCUCUCUCCCCCUCGCUCUCUCCUCUCUCUUCUCUCUCUCUCUCUCUCAUUUCAGGUGCUGUGUAACGGCCCUGGGACCUGCGUCCCCCUGUGCACGGCAGGACUUCUCCUGGGCCUCCUGGGAUUGAAGAAGGUCCUGAUUGUCUACGUUGAGAGCAUCUGCAGAGUGGAAAGCCUGUCGCUGUCCGGGAAGAUCCUCUAUCACUUCUCAGACUACUUCUUUGUGCAGUGGUCCACCCUGAAAGACAAAUACCCCAAAUCAAUUUACCUAGGAAGGAUAGUCUGACUCUGAAUAGACUAUCUGGAAAAAAGACUUCCUUUGUUCUUACAAAUGGGAACACUUUGCUCAGAUAAAUCAUGUUUAAUAGGUUGCUUGCUUGAUGGACAUUUUUCUACAAACUUCAAUGCAGAUGUUUUGGAACAUCGAGCCUUACAUAUAAUAACAAUGUAAAGAUGUUUUGGACCAGUUGAAUGUGUUAUGAAAUGGUACUUUAAUUCAUGGUGCAGUGUAAAGAAAUACUGAAUGGAAUUCAUACCAAAUAUGUUGCUACGGUAGUUCUGGCUUGAGUGAACACCUUUGGGAAUGAAUUCGAACGCCGACUUCGAGCCAGGCCUAAUCACCCAACA